Messenger RNA from Rhododendron vialii, 1487 nucleotides. RefSeq names its product probable protein phosphatase 2C 25. NCBI's taxonomy places the organism in Eukaryota, Viridiplantae, Streptophyta, Magnoliopsida, Ericales, Ericaceae. Gene Ontology annotation, biological process: protein dephosphorylation. The record is from RefSeq and is a predicted model, not a curated record. Bases 79 to 1218 code for a protein of 379 amino acids. The transcript is spliced from 4 exons. Gene Ontology annotation, molecular function: protein serine/threonine phosphatase activity; cation binding.
CUCCUCCCUCCCCAUAGAACCGAAAAAAAUCCGAACGUUAGAGAGAGAAACUGAGAAACUGGAAACAAACACAAAAAAAUGUCUUGUACCGUUGCAAUCUCGAACUCCCCGGUCUUCUCCCCGUCUAGGGUUCCAUCCUCCCUCUUCUGCAAAUCCUCUCUCUCAUCAUCUUCCCCGGACAAGUCAUCCCUGACCCUGACUCAUUCGCCUUCCUCCUCUUCCCUAUCCUCCUCUCCGUCCUCGCCGCUGAGGUUUCGGCUGCAGAAGCCUCCCAGCGGGCUCAACAGGGCGUGCGGGGACGGUGGUGCCGGGCGCUCGACGUCGCCGACGGUUUCGAAGAGGAAGAGGCCGGCGAGGCUGGAUAUCCCGGUGAUGUCGUUUUUCGGAGCGGAGACGCCGGCGGCCGCGGGGGAGAGGAGGGAGGAGGUGGAGGUGGAGAGGGAUGGGUGGUACUCGGUGUAUUGUAAGAGGGGGAGGAGAGAGGUUAUGGAGGAUCGGUACUCGGCUGUCGUCGAUCUUCAAGGAGAUCCCAAACAGGCUUUCUAUGGAGUUUUUGAUGGGCACGGAGGUACAAAGGCUGCUGAGUUUGCCGCAGAGAACUUGGAUAAGAACAUCUUAGAUGAGGUUGGGAGAAGAGAUGGAGAAGAGAUGGCGGAGGCUGUUAAGUACGGGUAUCUGAGCACAGAUUCUGAAUUUCUGAAGGAAGAUAUCCGCGGUGGAACAUGCUGUGUCACGGCACUGAUCAAGAAAGGAAAUCUUGUGGUGUCCAACGCUGGUGACUGUCGCGCCGUAAUGAGCAGAGGGGGGAUUGCUGAGGCCCUUACAUCUGAUCACCGGCCUUCACGAGAGGACGAAAAGGAUAGGAUUGAGAAGUUGGGUGGGUACGUGGAUUGUUGCCAUGGUGUUUGGAGAAUCCAGGGAUCUUUGGCCGUGUCCAGAGGAAUUGGAGAUCGGCACCUUAAACAAUGGGUAACAGCAGAGCCGGAAACAAAAAUCCUGAAAAUUGAACCUAAUUUCGAGUUCUUAAUCCUUGCUUCUGAUGGCUUGUGGGAUAAGGUUAGUACCCAGGAAGCAGUAGAUAUUGCUCGCCCCUUUUGCAUAGGCAUCCAAAAGCCAGAGCUGCUCUCAGCUUGUAAAAAGCUCGCAACCCUCUCUAUCUCACGAGGUUCAACCGAUGACAUUAGUGUGAUGCUGAUUCAAUUGGGACGCUUUUGUUGACAGUCCCAGCCCGGCAGUACGGUAGUUCUACACUAUAAGAGAAUAGCAAGUUAACCUCCUAACACAUUUUGAUGUCGACGAUGAUGAAAGAUGGAAGGGCCUCAGCCAUUUUACUAGUUAUAUAGUGACCAAUUCUUUUAGGUGCUUCUGCACAUUUAGCAUGACUAUUCAUUGAACACUGACCUUUACUCUGUACUUGAUUCUACUUUGUAAAGUCUUUUUGACGACUUAUACAAAAGAUUCAUUGGGAUCUAAGUUUUACAUUGCAA